Molecule: messenger RNA, 2590 nt
Organism: Musa acuminata AAA Group (dessert banana)
Lineage: Eukaryota; Viridiplantae; Streptophyta; Magnoliopsida; Zingiberales; Musaceae
Exons: 2
Coding region: 775-2319 (514 amino acids)
Molecular function (GO): S-adenosylmethionine-dependent methyltransferase activity
Source: RefSeq, a predicted model, not a curated record
GCGCGUAAACGGGUCCCGCGAAAGCGGUGAACGCGACUUUGGAUACGUCUCCCUUGUUGAAUGACACCUGCCACGGAAACACCCCUCCUGGUGCACCUAAUUUCCCAAAUGCCAUUACCUCGGAUGCGUUCGAACCACGCGGAUAAGUCAUCGAUAUCUUCGCCCCUUACCCGUCUAACAGUCGCGAUUCUUUGAUGUUUCUUUCUACCCUUCGUUCCGCCCAUUGGUGUCACCCAAACCACAUCGGUUCGCAUGCACCGUCGUAGGGCCAAUUGGGGAAAUUGAUCCGAUCAAGAAAUCGCCGGGUGGAAGAUUUUGCGACUCCUUUUAAGGUUCCUCUCCGCCGCCCGUGAAAGCGAACGGGGAAGUUGAUCGGAUAAAGAAAUCGCCGGUUGGAAGAUCGUGCGGCUGUGUUUUAGGUUCCGCUCCGCCGCCGUGGAGAGAAGCAAGAAAAGCGAGGAGCCGGGAGGCUUAGAGCGCAACGAUGAUGGGAGAAGGAAGCGUAUGAGAGGAAGGGAUCCGAAAACCGCUCAUGGAUCACCCCUUUGCCCCUUCCCCACCCGUCUGCUUCCGCUCGUCGAACUCUCGUCGUCGUCUCGUCGGCGCCAACCACACCUCCGCCCGCUUCUGCUCCCGUUGACGCCGCCCCUCCUCCUCCUGCUCCCGUUAGAUCUGCUUUAGUUCUAGGGUUAGGGCUUGUGUUUCGAUUCUUUGUUCUCUUUUUUACAGGUGUAGGUAGGUAUACAGGGAUUCUUUGAUCUGUUCUUUCCGGCGAUGGAUCCGGCGGCGAAGCCGAUCUCGGUUCGAAAUCUCCUCGUCCGGGCUCUCCUCUUCUUCCUCUCCGUAUUUCUCCUCCGGUUCGUCUACGUCGUCACCGUCCACGGCGGCACCUGCGCCGCCGGCGACUUCUGCCUCUUCUCCUCGCCGGCGGAACCCGUCGCCGUCGCUGGAACCGGCGCCGGCUCCGCCUCGGCCGCCGUGGCCUCCGUCCAUGCCGGCCUCGGAUCGGCCGCCACCCCCGCACUACGCGCCCUCUGGACCAGCCGGGAGUGGCGCAAGGCCGUCGAGUUCUACUCCUCCGUGUUCCAGAACCUCGUCGCAGAGGGCUUCCUCUCCCCGGCCUCCAAAUCCCUCUGCGUGGACUCGCCCGCUGGCUAUGAGGUCCUCGCCCUCAAGGAGAUCGGCGUUGCUGACGCGGUCGGCGUCGCCAAGAAGAGCGCGCCGCCUCUGGUGGUCGGUGGCGCCGAUUCGCUCCGACUGCCGUUCGGGAACGGGACCUUCGACUUCGUCUUCGCCGGCCGGAGCCUCGACCGUAGCAAACAACCUGCGAAUCUCGCAGCAGAGAUCGCAAGGACGCUGAAGCCACAUUGGUUCCUGGUGGCGCUCACUGCAUCCGCCCACGAUGCCUACAGCCGUCACUCCCUCGCCGAGCUCUUCCCCGACUGCAUAACUGUUCGAUCACGGGUGAUCCACAGCCCGGAUUCAGCGAAGCCACUCUGGGAGAUCGUAUUCCAGAAGCAAGAAGGCACACAGACCGUUAGCCCAAACGGGAAGUCAGGCGGCGACUGUCCUAUCCCGGAGCACAAGCUCGAGAUUUUACGGUCGGCGGAGCCGCUGAUCGAGGAGGAGCCCCUGAAGCCAUGGAUCACCCUGAAGAGGAACAUCCAGAACGUCAAGUAUUUGCCUUCCAUUGCUGACAUAAGCUUCAAGCCACGGUACAUCUACAUUGACGUCGGCGCACGGAGCUACGGGUCGAGCAUCGGCAGCUGGUUCAGGAAACAGUACCCUAAGCAGAAUCACACCUUCGAAGUCUUCGCGAUCGAGGCUGACCGAGCGUUCCAGGACGAGUACGCAACCAAGAAGGCCGUCAAGUUGCUGCCUUUCGCGGCGUGGGUACGCAACGAGACUUUAACCUUCGAGAUCAAUCGUGACCCGGAAAACCAUGAUGAUGUGGAGAAAGGGCGAGGGAUGGGCCGAAUCAGACCGGCGGGGGGUUCCGACGGCCGAGUUUCAUCGGGCGAGGUGCACGCCAUUCAGGGGUUCGACUUCGCCGCAUGGCUGAAGAGGACGGUGACGGAGAGAGACUACGUCGUGAUGAAGAUGGAUGUGGAGGGGACGGAGUUUGAUCUGGUCCCGAGGCUCUUCGAGACGGGGGGGAUCUGCUUGAUCGACGAGCUGUUUCUGGAGUGCCACUACAACCGAUGGCAGAAGUGCUGCCCGGGGCAGAGGAGUCCCAAGUAUCAGAACACCUACGGUGAAUGCUUGAAGCUGUUCACCAGGCUCAGGGACGGUGGUGUUCUGGUUCACCAGUGGUGGUAAUCCGUAAACUCAAUCCUCGUCACAAAACUAUGCACAGUGCUGUGAGACCACCACAGUCGAAUGAAGUAAGUAACCAUCAUCAUCCUCGCAAAAUUCCCUCCUUUGGUUGACCGAGAUAUUGUUGAAUGCAGUAGUCGAGUCUACGAAUGUGUCGUCAAAGGUGGUCAUCAUACAAGAGAGUGUUGGUCCUCUCGAGGAGUAUGUGCGAUGGCAUAACGAGGAGAUGUACAAAGAGUCGAGUGAAAUGUGAAGCUUGUUUGGUUUCGUUACA